Molecule: messenger RNA, 246 nt
Organism: Acanthoscelides obtectus
Lineage: Eukaryota; Metazoa; Arthropoda; Insecta; Coleoptera; Chrysomelidae
Source: the annotation of a GenBank genome assembly
AUGCACCUAGUUCUAGAAGUGUCUCCAGCUAUUAGAAAACUUCUACUAGCAAAAGGUUUCGUCUACGUAGGAUGGAAGAGGUGCAGCGUAGUUGAUCACCUCAAUAUUAUGCACUGCCGAAAAUGCUGUUCAUUUGGUCACCUUGAGAAGAACUGUGCAUCUAAUUCCACUGCUACCUUCUUGAUGAGGUUCCUCAAGGACCAAUGUUCAUUGAAAACAAGUGAGAAGGAGCAAAGCGGUAAUUGA